Salvelinus namaycush (lake trout) is the source of this 1353-nucleotide messenger RNA. RefSeq names its product solute carrier family 2, facilitated glucose transporter member 12-like. The record is from RefSeq and is a predicted model, not a curated record. The coding region runs from base 390 to 650 and encodes 86 amino acids. NCBI's taxonomy places the organism in Eukaryota, Metazoa, Chordata, Actinopteri, Salmoniformes, Salmonidae. The transcript has 2 exons.
ACAUUAUGGGGUAUUGUGAUGUCAUUAUGGGGUAUUGUGAUCUCAUUAUGGGGUAUUGUGAUGUUGUGAGGCUGGCUCUAGCAGGCUCUAUUGUGAGGCUGUAACGUAACAAAAUGUAGAACAAGUCAGAGGGGGUCUGAAUACUUUUUGAAGGCACUGUACAUGUGUAACAUUCAUUUAUUGUCCCCCUGCUGAGUAGAUGUGGAGGUGUGUAAUGUUUGUUACUUCCUUCCUGUAGAGAGGAUGACGAGGGGUGUAACAUUUAUUAUGGUCCCCCUGCUGAGUAGAUGUGGAGGCGUGUAAUGUUUGUUACUUCCUUCCUGGAGAGAGGAUGACGAGGGGUGUAACAUUUAUUAUGGUCCCCCUGCUGAGUAGAUGAGGUGUUUAACAUGUAUUAUCCCCCUGCAGAGAGGAUUGGUGUUCCCAACGUGAUGUUCCUGUACGCCACCACAAGCUUCAUCCUGCUGGUCUUCGUCAUCCUCUUCAUCCCAGAGACUCAGGGACGCACACUGGAACAGAUCUCUAAGGAACUGGCCAAGAAAAAACAGCUGAAGGUGAGGUUUUGGCGUCGAGUGCAACCCCAGGAGACUCUGUUCACCAUUCACAGGACCCCUGAACUCUCAACUCUGACCCCUCACCCUCUCACCUAGCUGUCCACAGCAGAGGGACGAAGGAGGAGAGAGGAAAUGCGAGAAAUGGAGAGGAGGGAGGCCGAGAAAGGAGGAGGAGAGAGAUAAAAUAGGGACGAUAGAAGGAAAACAACCAUAUGACUAUGAGAUCACUUUCUUGCUCCCUUCCUCCUUCCCUCCCCCCCAUUGAGAGAGCAACCCUGAGGCUCAGAUGGAACUCUUGCUCUCUGACCUCUGACCUGUCUGUCUGUCCUCUGGAUUGCUAACCUGUUUGUAGCACUUUCUACUGUUUUCAAACAGAAUACACAGGAUUUUACCUUGGGGGAAAAAAUAAGCAAUUUUCUGUAUGACCCCGAAUUUAUUCAAACAGGGACUGUUUCAAGUUAGGGAGGUGUUAAACAGUAGACGUUUUAAUGAAUUUACCCUGGAAAAAAACACACCUCCGUUCAUACCAAUUGGAUAUUGGGACACAUGUUCUCGAGCUGGGUCAAAAUGUAUCAAGUUAUAUACCAUGUAUUUGACCCACUAACCCUUUUACAUACCUUUACAAAGAAGAAGGUAACAAAAUGUUUAAAAAAUAAGACGUUUUGUUUUGUCUCUGUGUAAAUGAGGUUUAAGGUACUGGUAUUCAGUGCCCUUGACUUUUUCCACAUUUUGUUAGGUUACAGCCUUAUUCUGAAAUGGAUUAAAUCCUUUUCCCCCCCCCUCAUUAAUCUAUUCACAA